AGAAGUAAAAUAUACACUGCGUUUUUUUAAAGUCACCUGCUAUUAUUGAGAAGCCGCAAUUGAGUAAACCCUAGUUCUUAUCAACCCCGAAGAUUUCGAUCUCGAAGGUACUUCCAAUCAAUCCAAAAUCUUUCUUCUUCUGCUUGCUCAUUCAUCCAAUCUUAUAUCUCCCGAGAAGGAAUUUGAAGUAGGAGUAUUUCAGAUUUCAUAAUUAUGGCUGAGGAAGAUAAUCAAUUUGAGUUGAAGGAGGAAGCUGCAGAUCUUGCUCCAUUUGAUCCAACGAAAAAGAAGAAGAAAAAGAAGGUUGUCAUUCAAGAUCCUGCUGAAGAUUCUGUUGAACAGUUGGUUGAGAAAACCGAUAACUUAUCUGUCUCCGACACUCUUGAACCUACAUUCACCGGUCUGAAAAAGAAAAAGAAAAAACAGGUACAGUCGGAUCUCUUGGAUGAUGAACCAGAUAAUGCUGAGGAAGAUAUAGAUUAUCCCGUUGGAGAGGAUGAAGAUGCAGAAGGAAUCGACCUGCAGCCGCAAAAACUUCCAUGGGAAGGAACGGAUCGUGAUUACAAGUAUGAGGAGCUUCUGGGAAGAGUGUUUCAUAUUCUCCGUGAAAACAAUCCGGAGCUUGCUGGAGAUAGAAGGAGAACAGUCAUGAGGCCACCGCAAGUUCUCCGUGAAGGAACAAAGAAAACCGUCUUUGUUAAUUUUAUGGAUCUUUGCAAAUCGAUGCAUAGGCAGCCUGAGCAUGUUAUGACCUUCUUGCUUGCUGAACUGGGUACAAGUGGAUCACUUGAUGGGCAGCAAAGAUUGGUUGUGAAGGGUAGAUUUGCACCCAAAAAUUUCGAAGGAAUUCUGCGUCGAUACGUCAAUGAGUAUGUUAUCUGCAAUGGUUGCAAGAGCCCGGAUACACUUCUUAUAAAGGAGAACCGUCUGUUCUUCCUCCGAUGUGAGAAGUGUGGUUCUGGGAGAUCAGUUGCUCAAAUCAAGGCCGGAUUCGUGGCUCGUGUGGGCCGUAGAAAGGCUGGAACCUAGUUUUUGUGAGACGAAAUAUGAAAGUCAUGCAAGGCGUGUGAAACGAAUGGAGAAGGUAAGUUAAACUUUGAUGUUAAAGUGUAUCCUCAUAUUAAUACAAACUGGAUUGAGGAUGUGCCUCAUGGUUUUUGCUUUUUUUCGGAUCUAUACAUUUAUCCUUCGUUUUAUCAAACAUCUUUCAACUUAUUUAUUGUUGUAAACUUUAUAAUAUUUUGUGACUUUCCUUUCCA
Molecule: messenger RNA, 1259 nt
Organism: Helianthus annuus (common sunflower)
Lineage: Eukaryota; Viridiplantae; Streptophyta; Magnoliopsida; Asterales; Asteraceae
Product: eukaryotic translation initiation factor 2 subunit beta
Exons: 10
Coding region: 214-1029 (271 amino acids)
Biological process (GO): formation of translation preinitiation complex; formation of cytoplasmic translation initiation complex; translational initiation
Cellular component (GO): eukaryotic translation initiation factor 2 complex
Molecular function (GO): translation initiation factor binding; translation initiation factor activity; mRNA binding
Source: RefSeq, a predicted model, not a curated record